AAUAAACCUCUGCGAAGGUGAUUUCUUGAACGGCCGCCCACAGGACGCGAAGAAAGAGGAUGAUGGAAAAUGAUGGGGAGUGUUUCGAUAGUGGAAGAAAUCCCGGAAAGGAUGGAGAAUACACGGGUGUUGUUCAGCGAGAUAGGACCCAGAGUGAAAGAGGAAAAUGCUGUUGGGUAUGUUUUGCAACAGAAGAAGACGAACCAGAUGCCAAGUGGAUAAAUCCAUGUUUGUGUCGGGGAUCAGCCAGAUGGGUUCAUGUUGUUUGCUUGCAAAGGUGGAUUGAUGAGAAGCAAGCAAAUAAUCCCACAGUGCGUGUUUUCUGUCCCCAGUGCAACACUGAAUAUCGUAUUAAAUACCCUUCAUUUGGUCCUGUCCUUAUAAUUAUUGACUACGGGGACAAACUUCUCAAUAAGGUUUGCCCUGCUUUGGCUGGUGGCAUUGUCCUUGGCUCUCUAUAUUGGUCAGCAGUUACAUAUGGAGCAAUAACAGUUAUGCAGACUGUGGGCCAUAAGACUGCUUUUGAAAUGAUGGAGAAAGAAGAUCCCUUGUUUCUUUUAGCUUUUUUACCAGUUAUACCUUUUGGCCUUAUCCUUGGUCGCAUGGUGAAAUGGGAUGAUUAUUUACUACAGCUUUGGAGAAAACACUCACCAAAGCUUUCAUCGUGGAUUGGAAUAAAGGAGCCAGAAGGGAGUGUUGAGGAUUCUGCAAGAGUGCCAGUUGAAGGUGGAAAUGGCAUGGAUUUUGUUUAUUCUACAAGAGUGUUGUGUGGUGCACUUCUGCUUCCCACAUUUGCAUCAGCAUUUGGAAAUUAUUGCUUCAAGAGUGUACACAGUGCAUUCAAAAGAACAUUAUUGGGUGGUUUGGUGUUUGUGGCUGUAAAGGGUGUCAUACGUAUGUAUUUCAAGCAGCAGCAAUACUUGAGGUUGUGUCGAAGAACUAUCGAGGAGUACCCUCAGAAUUCAUCUGCACUAUAAUGGAACCUACAAAGGAACCACUAAAGAUGCUUAUUAGCUCAAGGGUGAUGGUCAAAUAUAAUGUAUUAGGUCAAGUGUUAUUGGCAUGUUUCCACUCAGUUUUGCUUUUCGCUUGCUUAAGUUUUACAGCAUUUCACAGAAAGCAGGAUUGCAAAAUUAGGUAGAGUGAGAAGCUGUUAAUCAAACUGGCUGUAAUAAAGUAAUGCUUCUGUCUGUUACUUGCAAUGUGCACAAUGUUACAGCUUUUAGCAAAGUAUUUAGAAGGUUUAGCAAAUAUUUUUGUUGAUCAGGGGCAAAUUCUCUUAUCAAAAUUGUUACCUCCUUUUUAUAGCUGUUGGUAAUCCAAAUUUUCCAUCUGAGAAUUCUGUAUGAAUAUUAAACACUAUUAUAUUUACAUUUAUUGCCAAAACUUCCCACAUCUUUUCAAAAAUAGUUUUCAUUAAAAUCAAGUUUAUCAUCUCCUGGAGCUUGCAUGGGUGCCUGCUCAAUGAGGGCCAAAGGGGCAGUUGAUAAAAUCCCCCUCCCCUUUUGAACUUAAACAAUUUUCCUUUUUUUGAAAUCUUUGGCUGCUAUGCCCCUUUGCCCACCUUGAUUGCAGUCAUCCCUGGAUGUUUACACUGUAUACGAUUUAAGUAACCAAUUCAAGUUAGCAUCUGGUUGUUGUAAUGGAGUUCUUAUAACUACAAAGAAUUUCCAGUUGGAUAGUAUUGUCGAUUUUGACACGUGCCCCAACAGGCCUGCACCUGAGGUGUAUAUGCACAAAAACCAAAAACACCCCACUCAGGUGUACCAGCACUAUCAAAUUUCAAUUCCAUAAACGAAGUUUUCAGAUGUGCCCUCAGCUCUACACAUUGCAUCUUUGGUAUGCCAUUGCCAUGCUCUGCAUACUGGGAAAAUUUGUAAUGAGUGAAUAGCCCCAGCUUGCGGUAUUGAUCGAGAAGUCCACGUGGAAAUGAGACUUUGGCAACACAAACCAAUAUUGAUGCGAAGAUUUUAAUUUCAUUCAGUUUAGAUUUAGUUUUCCAAACCGUUGUGAUUUAUUUAAUUAAUUACUUAUCCUCUUGAAAAUGUUCGUUUUAGAUAUUGUAAACUUGUUUGCUUCUUAUGUUUCAUUAGUCUUUAUAUAUAAUUAAUUUGAUUUUUUUAUUUUUGAUUGGUUCGUUCACAUAAUGCCGCAAAAUAGUAUGACAAAAUAUCGCAAACUA
Molecule: messenger RNA, 2182 nt
Organism: Rhopilema esculentum
Lineage: Eukaryota; Metazoa; Cnidaria; Scyphozoa; Rhizostomeae; Rhizostomatidae
Product: E3 ubiquitin-protein ligase MARCHF5
Molecular function (GO): zinc ion binding
Source: RefSeq, a predicted model, not a curated record